Sus scrofa (pig) is the source of this 7705-nucleotide messenger RNA. The record is from RefSeq and is a predicted model, not a curated record. Lineage: Eukaryota; Metazoa; Chordata; Mammalia; Artiodactyla; Suidae.
CCUCGCCCCCUUCGACCCGCCCCUUCCGCCCAGGGGCGGGACUAGGCGCGGCUUCUCCCGGAAAUCCGGAACCUGGAAGAAAACCGAGCUCUGCCGGGCGCUGCUCCUGCUCCUCUCUUCCACAGCGGGCGGUUGUGUGCUUGUCUCCUGCGCCCGUCCUUAGAUUUUCCACUCCUAACUCUUACGGAGUCCUGAAUCCCCAUCCCAUUUCCCACACCCCAGUUUCAGCUGCAAAUUACCGCAGAGCCUAAAGCCAGGAGAGGAGCCCGUUUCCCGCCCCAGUCCUCCCCUCCCCGGGCCGGUGGAGACCCGGGUAAGAUUCUCGCCCCGCUUUCCGGCCUCACCUUCCACACACCUGCCGUUCCCUCGGGGGCCCUCCGCCGCCCGACCAUGGCCCAGAAGCCGAAGGUAGACCCUCACGUCGGCCGGCUAGGAUAUCUUCAGGCGCUGGUCACGGAAUUCCAGGAGACAGAGAGCCAAGACGCCAAGGAGCAAGUACUGGCCAACCUCGCUAACUUCGCCUAUGACCCCAGUAAUUACCAGUAUCUGCGGCAGCUGCAGGUCCUGGAUUUAUUCCUCGAUUCACUGUCGGAAGAGAAUGAAACCCUGGUGGAGUUUGCUAUUGUCAGGAAGGUGUUGACCUCUGCAGCGGGGAGAGAAUUGAAUCAGGAAGGAAGAGGCAGAGGCUUCCGGGCUGCUGACAGCGUUUCAGACCUUGACCUCAGUGCUGCUUACGAGAGCGUUUGCUUCCCCUGCCUGGAUGUGCCAGCCAUUUCUGUGUGUGUCGGUUGCAGGAGGCCUCUGCAACCUGUGCUCGGACAGGGCCAACAAGGAGCACAUUCUGCAGACAGGGGGCAUCCCACUCAUCAUCAACUGCCUGUCCAGUCCCAACGAGGAGACUGUGCUGUCUGCUGUCACCACGAUCAUGUACCUGCUGAGCUCACCAGGCUUGGGCCCCCAGCCGGAGCUGACUGCCGUGCCCGUGGUGCAGUGCAUGCUGCGCUUCUCCGUCUCAGCCAGCACCAGGCUGCGGAACCUGGCCCAGAUCUUCCUGGAAGACUUCUGCUCCCCGAGCCAGGUGGCUGAAGCCCGCAGCUGGCAGGCUCACUCUGCCCUGGGGAUCCCACUGCCGAGGACGGAGGCCCCACAGCAGCCUUGAUCCAAGGGGAGGUCAGGCCACAGCACCCACCGUGCCAGAGACAAGACAGGACAGUGCCCCGGGGACCAGGGAGCAGGAGCAGCAGAGCUCCCUUGAGCACCUUCUCCCCGCCUGGCACUUUUCAGCUAAAGGUGAGCGUAUUUAUUUAUACUCUGAUGAAAGGCAUCAGGAGAUGAGUGAGGAAGCCAGACAGACCCCGAGACACAGGAAGAAGGAACCUGAAGGUGCCAUUUUCACCGGCUGCCACUCUGACCAGCUAGAGGCGAAGGUCCUGCCUCCUGGCCACCCCACUGCCAGCUCUCACCUUGUGUCCCUAGAUCCAGAGGCUCUGCAGAAGGCAUCUCUCCUGAGGAGCAGCUAGGCCUGGGGCUUAGCACUUCCCAGCCAGGCCCAGUGCCCGGAGGGUGCCAAGGAAAAUGGCUCCUACCUUGAAUGGUGUCCUUGUCAUCAAUGAGCAGGUCCCCCAAGACCAUGGUCUUGUCCCUCGUCAAGAUAAUGCGCUCCACAAACUGGGGCCCCAGGUGCUUCUCCACCCAGCCGUACUGUGUGGUGGGCACAAGUCUGUCAGGAGGGCCGGACGGACCCCGGAAUUCAAGGCCAGCGAGCAAAUGGGGCCUUAGGACCCUGGGUGUGCCGCCAGUGCCGCACCUUCUCGCGCACGCAGUGGUCAUACUUGAGCAGCGGGCUGGUGCAGAUGAAGACCUCAGUGCUGCGGGAAGGGGCGCGGGUCAGACAGGGUGGUGCCAGCCCCUGCUCCCCCCCACCUCCCUCCCGACCCUUCCUCACUCCUGCAUGUCAUUCAUCUCCCGCAUGGCUUCCAAGGCUCCAGGGAUGGGCUCCAAGUUUAGGAAGAAGCCUGGGGCUUCAUACACACUGGCCACUUUGUCCUGAAAGAUACAGUGUUCCUGUCCUGGCUCUGCUCCCAGCCGAUCUCGCCAGCCCCAGCGAGGACUCUCAAGAUUCCUGGGGGAAGGGGGGCGCCUCGAUCCCCACAUCAGAGCCUCAGGGAGGGGACUUUGUUUAGGGGUAAGUACUCCUCCAGACUGUCUUGUCCUGGGACGAAGUGUGGAUUCUGAAGUGAAAGCUUUGUCUCUGGACGUGGAGCACAGGCGGUCCUGACCCAAGGGGGAAGGCGCCCCACUCCCAGGUGCCCAGGAGGUUGGGGCUUCCCGUUUGGGACACUGGGGUCGGGGCUCCCGGUUCCCCCUGAUCCUCGCCUCUCCCCCCACCUACCGCCAGGUCGGGGCGCAGGGCUCGGUACUGCUCCCGGGCGAAGAAGCCGCGGCGCUCCUCCAGCGGCACGUACGGCUCCCUGGGGAAGUUUCGCUGGAAGCCCCGCAGCAGGCCGGCCUCGAAGUCCGCCAGCACGCCGUCCAUGUCCACCAGCACCCGCACGGGCCGCGCGUACCUUGCCGCCAUCACCGCGAGGCACGGGCCGGCCGGAAGCAUGGACGCGCGCGGAAACCCGGGCCGGAGCCGAGUUGAGCUCCGCGCCGGGACGGCGGCUUCCGGGAGGGGGCGGGGGGCGGGGCUAAUUUGCAUGGACGCCGGGUUGCCCCGCCCCCCGGAAGCACCGGGCCUCCCCCAGUGCCCCAGCAGCCGGCGCGGAGGUGGCCUGAGCUGCUCUUCUGGUCUGAGGCCGCGCCUACGUGCACCCCAGCCACCCUGCGCUCGGUGGCAGACGUCCUCGCUCACCUCAGACGUUUCUUGGGGCAGACCUUCCAGGGGCCCGGCAGAGGGUCUCUCCUAAAUACAGAUCAACGGCUUCUGAGAAGGAGCCAAGGCUGCUUAAACCCGUGAGCUGACGCCCCCUUUUAAGAAUCCAUCCCUGUCCUCCCUGCUUGUGGGGACUCUGGAGCAGAGCUCCCGCCACGUCAAGGCAGCACCAACCCAAGGCUCAAAUCAUGGGGACUCCCAGUGACCGAAGUGAAUGAAUCUGCUGAAGACAGCGGGUUCUUGUGAACAGAGCUCCUCAGACACCAAUUCAUAAACCAGAGCUGGCUUGAAACAUGGGAGCAUCUGCUUUAAGCAUCCGGUUCACCUGGAGGAGGAGACUCAGUAUUUGUCUUGUGGCUGCAUCUGUGGAGCAUGGAAGUUCCUGAGAAGAACCCUCACCACAGUAGCAGCCCGAGCUGCUGCAGUGACAGUGCUGGAUCUUUAACCUGCUGCAGCGCAGGGAAUUCCAUCUUUUCCAUUAUGGUUUAGCACCAGAUACUGAAUAUAGUUCCCUGUGCUAUACGCAACAAUCCAGGAUCGGAAAUACAACACACAUUGUAAGGAUGAGACUUUCGACUCGUGGUCAAGCACCAGCAUCAUGCACACAGCUUCAAGGUAUCUAAGAAGAGCACUGCCCGCGGCGGUCCUUUUGCUGAGAGGACCCACCUCCUUCCGCAUGGUCCUGCCCUUGCUUCACCGCCCGGAACGCGCAGCAAGGCAUGAGAGGCAGGCCGCUAUCGCUCCAUAUGGCACAGGAAGAGGCUUUGCGCAAGGGGCGCUGGCACAGAGGGCAACCCCAGGUAGGGUGGGCAUCAGGACCACCUCGUUUGGGGGCCUGAAGGGACAGCGCUUGGGGACUGUUUACUGGUCUGUCCAAUCCAGGCUUGGUCAACCCAAGUAAAGCUGACAAGAAAAGGGUUUUUAAAACCUCAGUACAAAAGAUCCUCUAACACAUUUGAAACCCAAUUGUUUGUUCUUAAAAACACGGUACUAAGUGUCACAAAGCUUUCCCUCCAGUCUACUACUAGAAAACACUCAUGCCAUGGCCUACGGACCCAGAGGAAUCAGGACAGACAGAGAACCUGUUCUUCCAAAAAACAAACAAAAAAAAAGACAGCAGUACAUAAAGUGCUUCUUUUUUAAUGAAACAAAUCCAAAAGAUGUACAGUCAGGCUCAAGUUGUGCAGUUCACAAGCAUGGAGAAAACAAAGAAACAAAACGACAGCGUUCUGGGCAGACGGAGCUAACCCAGGACGAGGCUGGACUUGCCGCCAGGGGGGUUUCUCCGGGACGGCACGGGGGCCGGUGCCACCGGGCUGGGCACAGGGGCGGCGGGCACGGGCUUUUCCUCGCUCUGCCCCAGGCUGGCCUGCAAGUCCAUGUCCACGUUUUCUAGGGAAACAGAAUGAAAUCAAGGCUAAUGACUGUUCCCAGGGAAGAUGAAAAGUCUAAGAUGGGUUUUGGGGGGUUUUUUUGGCUGUGCCCGUGCCAUGCAGAAGAUCCCAGGCCAGGGAUGGAACCUGCGCUACAGCAGUGACAAGACCCAGGCCUGACCCACUAGGCCACCACAGAACUCCAUGUUUCUGUUUUGUUUUUGUUUUGAGGAUAGUUCAUACCAUACCUAGAGCUACAAAGAAGAAACCAACAAUCACCAACCAUGUGGCCACUAUCCAGAAUUAACCACUGUUAAUGAUUUGCCAUAUUUGCCCCAGGUCUUUUGCUGUGUAUAUUCUUUUCUAAAUGACAUAAAUAUGUGAAGACAUAAAUAUGUUAAAUGCGAACGUUACAGGUAAGCGCCAGGCUCCUGACCAACCCACCUCUGUGUGGGUCUCCGAUUCCCAGAGGCGCUGCUACCAGCUGGGUGCGUUCCUCUAGACCGUUUGUUUCAUAAUUUGUGUAUUUUAUUUCCAGCAAGUAACAGAGACUACUGUUUCUGUUAUAUUUAACAUAAAGGAUAUCAACUUUGCUUUAAGCUAUGCCCACAGCAUGCAGAAGUUCCGGCCCAGGAACUGAACCUGCACCACAGCAGUGACAAUGCCGGAUCCUUAACCCCUGCGCCACCAGGGUACUCCUCAAAAAAAAUUUUUUUUAAACCUUUGGAAACUUACCUCUAUUUAAGCACAUGGUUAUAAUUCACCUUGCUUGGAGUUCCCAUCGUGGCGCAGUGGUUAACGAAUCCAACUAGGAACCGUGAGGUUGCAGGUUCGGUCCCUGCCCUUGCUCAGUGGGUUAACGAUCCGGCGUUGCCGUGAGCUGUGGUGUAGGUUGCAGACACGGCUCAGAUCCCACGUUGCUGUGGCUCUGGCAUAGGCCAGUGGCUACAGCUCCGAUUCGACCCCUAGCCUGGGAACCUCCAUAUGCCGCGGGAGCGGCCCAAGGAAAUAGCAAAAAGACAAAAAAAAAUAAUAAUAAUUCACCUUGCUUUAUGAAUUGCCUUACAGUAUAUAGAGAGUAUAUAUGAUUAAUUCUCUACUGACUACAAAAAAUUAGAACCAACCCAGCCAUUCCAGAGCCGUAACAUAUACUCUGGAACAUGUGCCUGUGGGCACAGGAGCUGUCUUGUUCAAUUUGAACAGGUAUCACACACUGCCUUCCCCAGUGGCUGUGCCAAGUCCUGCCCUGCUGCCCGGGUCACCGUAUACUCGCCUCGAAGCUUGCCCUUUCCCCCACUGAUCACCACGGCACCUUAAUAUUUGCCAAGCUGACAGGAGAAAAGUAUUUCAUUCCUGUUUUAUGUUACACUUCCAUGAUUACAGGGUGAGGUUGAUUUGUUUGUUAAACUGUGCAGAUAAGCAGUUCUACGUUUGUUUAUUUGUCUAUUUGUUUGUUUACUUAUUGUCUUUUUAGGGCCACACCCACGGCAUAUGGAGGUUCCCAGGCUAGGGGUCCAAUCGGAGCUGUACCCGUCAGCCUACACCACAGCCACAGCCACUCCAGAUCCAAGCCGCAUCUGCGACCUACACCAUAGCUCAUGGCAACGCUUUAUGGACACUACUCUGGUUGGUUAACCACCGAGCCACGAUGGGAACUCUCUACACAGGCAUUUAUUGAGGAAUCUACCUUUCCCUACUGAUUUGUAAUGACAGCUUAAUCCUCUCACUUCCAUUAUAUUAACUUGGCACUUUCCACAUUAAAACCUUAAUUAGUAUAUUAUUAUCUUAUCCAAUAUCCUAAAUAUUGCUUGAUUGAUUCAUGGACUGAUUUGUGAAAUUCCCAACAAGCAUAGAGUCUUAACCAGGUAGUUUCCAUUGAUUCAAAGUCAAGAGUGACUUAGUACAAAAAAACAAAAACAAAACAAAAAAAAAACUGGAUUUUCUGUGAAAAGUAAUUUCUUUGAAGAGCUUAAUAGCUUAAGGCAGGAUAUACUUUUUUUUUUUUUUUUAAAUAUAUGGCUGCCCCCGCUAAAUAUGGAGUUUCCCAGGCUUGGGGUCUAAUUGGAGCUGUAGCUGCCAGCCUACACCACUGCUCACAGCAACUCCGGAUCCUUAACCCACUGAGCGAGGCCACGGAGCAAACCCACAACCUCACGGUUCCUAGUUGUAUUCGUUUCCGCUGUGCCACAACGGGAACUCCAAGGCAUGUUAGACUUAAUUUAAAAAAAAAUGCCAGGUCUCAUUUUAUUGUUAAAUCAUCCAUGUAAAUUUAGCUGCAUAUUCUAACACCUGCCUUAGACUAACCCCACCCUCCCAACACACACACAGGCAUUUUUAGUACAAAAAAUGAAAUACUAAUUUAUAAGACUUGGAAGGAAAACUACCUUAAGGUUUAAAGACAUUUAUGCCCUUCUCUAAUUUAGAAGCCCCCAAACCCAGGAAGUAGCAAAGCAGAGAUACUGGUUGUGACAUGUGGUAUAUACGAGCUUUGUACAGACUACACUGGACACUGACUUAACGUACUCAUUUCGAAAACAUGUACUUUUCUUAAAGUUCCUCAAAGACUAAACCUUAGAAGUCUACAUUCCUAAAACCACUUGCAGCAAGUUUUGAUUUAGCCAACCCAAACGGAGAAGUCCAAGGGGGAAGUCUUAGAUCAGAAACACAGAUCUCAGAACUACGCUAUUGCCCCCCGCCUUUUUUUAAGGAUUUUUAGUUUUUCUAUUAUAGCUGAUUUACAGUGUUCCGUCAGUUUUCUACUGUGCUUACUGCUGCUUUUAACAUUUCAUUUUAUGAAUUUUUGGAACAUUUGAUAGAACUGACUUUUUUUGGGGGGGCCAUUGGUGGCAUACACAGGCUCUUCCUCCCGGGGUCAAACCCAUGCCGCAUGCCACAACAGCAACCGAAGCUGGUAUAGUGACAACACCAGAUCCUUAACCCACUGCGCCACAAGAGAACUCUGAAAGUACUGCCGUCUAAGGCAUGUAAUGUCCUGGUACUGAGCAGCUGCAAGUAAAAACCUAGUGUGCAGUUUUCCAAAAUGACAGCACUCAAGGUUACGAAGCAAAGCUUGGAGAGAAAGGGUAGCCUCUCAGCUUCCUGUUACAUAAGAAACAGGAUCGAAUGCAUCAACAUUAGAUACCCAAGUCCUUAAAAAACCUAGGGAAGUAUGUCCAAUUUACUGCAAAUACAAACAAAACCCAAGAACCCACAUUUUAAAGCAACCCAAGAUAGACGAAUACAGACCAUGAACUCAGCCGGAACCAGUAUAUCAACUCAAGCUGUUUCAUUCCUGCUGCGAGGACGCAGCCCCCACGGCACAGGGUCUAACUGACCUCUCCAGUCUGGACUGAGUAGCUAAUGAGUCCUUCUAAAGGACCCAAAAUUACCUUGUGGCUCUAACGUGGCAGUUUAUUUCCAUAAAACAAUUUUUACAUAAAUAAGCUCAUUUUCACCA